GGACACUGUGAGGACAUGCGGAGUGGGUGGCUGGAGGGGGGGGGCGAUCCACUGCCAGAGGAUGGGGAGUCCCACCCGCCCCCUUGUGCCCCCCACCCACGCGAGCCCCGCCGCAGGUGGGGGCGGCCGCUGGGCCCCGAGGAGACGCUGGGGCUGCUGGAGGGCUCCGUGGUGCACCGGGAAGGAGCCCUGCUGGCGCUGAGCAAGCCCCCCGGCCUGCCCAUCCUCGGGCGCUCCGGGGAGCUGAGUCUGACAGCGCUGCUGCCGAUGCUGAGGCGGUGCCUGGACCUCCCCGCCGAGCUCCACGUGGUGAAGGCUCCCGCCAGGGAGUGCUCCGGCCUCGUCCUCCUCUCUGGUUGCCAACGCACAACUGAGCAGCUCCAGCAGUUCUUCACCGACGCCCGACGGAGGGGCCGGUACCCUGCCACAUACCACGCUGUCACCGUGGGGGUCCCGGCAGAGGCCGAAGGCGAGAUCCGCACUGGGCUGCGCUGGCAGCAGCAGGGUGAAACCACUGUGGUGGUGCCGGUGCCUGCCCCAGGACGCCGCAGUCUGGCAAGGAAGGAGGUAAAGAGCACCUUGACACGCUACCGGGUGCUGGGUGCGGCGGGGGGCUGCGCCCUGCUCCAGCUCCAGCCCAAGACAGCCUUCCCAGAACAGCUCCCAGUGCACCUGACACUGCUGCUGUGCCCGGCCCUGGGUGACCAUAAGCACUCGUCCCGAGUGGGCAGGGUGCUGGGGGUGCCCUUCCUCCUGCCCCCCGAGGCUGCCCCGACCCGCACACAGGUGCUGGACGAGGAGCUGCUGAGCCUGCUGGGGCUCUCCCCACAGCGGCUCCAUCGUCUCCCGCUCCACCUCCACCUCCAGCAGCUGGAGCUGCCCCAGGGCCCGCUCUGUGCCCCCCCGCCACCCUUCUUCCUCCGCACCCUGCAGCGCCUGGGGCUGCCAGGCCACCAGGAGCCCCACUUCUCUCUGCCACCCCAUUAAAUUCCCGCCUGCUGCCA
This is a messenger RNA of Apus apus (common swift), 1004 nucleotides long. RefSeq names its product RNA pseudouridine synthase D3 (gene RPUSD3). The record is from RefSeq and is a predicted model, not a curated record. The coding region runs from base 16 to 987 and encodes 323 amino acids. Gene Ontology annotation, molecular function: pseudouridine synthase activity; RNA binding. The transcript has 8 exons. Lineage: Eukaryota; Metazoa; Chordata; Aves; Apodiformes; Apodidae. Gene Ontology annotation, biological process: pseudouridine synthesis.